This is a messenger RNA of Lepisosteus oculatus (spotted gar), 2393 nucleotides long. RefSeq names its product Ras association domain family member 4a (gene rassf4a). Gene Ontology annotation, biological process: signal transduction. Lineage: Eukaryota; Metazoa; Chordata; Actinopteri; Semionotiformes; Lepisosteidae. The record is from RefSeq and is a predicted model, not a curated record.
UGGACGAUGUUUCCCUUCUGAGGAGAAGCUGUGGGUAGCAAGUAACUGGUGUAUAGCGAGAAGGAUUGGACGGAACUACCGUUGGUACAGUGAGAGGCUUUUAAAGUAAUGAUCUCCCUUUAAAGAUAACUACCCUUUGAAAACCAUGGCCCUCCGUCCGCCAUCCUUUGUGAAAGUCAAAGAAGAUAAGACGAUUUCCAAAUCAGAACUCCUGUCCCUGUUGAAAACCUAUAACUGUUACCAUGAAGGUAAAAAUUUCCAGUUACGCAGUCGAGAGGAAGAAGGCGGACUGAUCAUUGAAGGUUUACUUAACAUCUCUUGGGGUCUCAGAAGGCCAAUUCGACUUCAAAUGCACGACGACAAUGAGCGAAUCCAUCUCUCCAGCACGGGACAAUGGAGAUUGGACCAGACUGACUUCGCCAGAGCUGAGAAGACUUCUGUGGAAUCGAAUAACUAUUCCCUCAAUGGAAAACUUUCACCAAAUAAUACAAGUUCCGAGCCGGGCAGUUCGGAAGAGGAGACUCCUCAGCUCAUGAGAACGAAGAGUGAUGCUAGCUUCGUGAGCGUCCAGCGCAGGACCAAGCUCCACAGCCCGGGGGAGCUGCAGAGGAUGAAACGCCACCGAUUUUCAAUCAACGGCCACUUUUAUAACCACAAGACAUCAGUGUUCACUCCAGCCUAUGGGUCGGUGACCAAUGUGAGAGUGAACAGCACCAUGACCACACCGCAAGUCCUCAAGUUAAUACUGAACAAAUUCCGUGUAGAAAAUAAACCCGAAGAAUUCGCACUCUACAUGGUUCACGAAACUGGCGAACGCUCCAGGUUAACGGAGACGGAAUAUCCUUUGAUAGCCAGACUGCUAUAUGGCCCUUGUGAGAGAAUAUCCAAGAUAUUCCUGAUGGAGACAGACUUGGGAGAGGAGGUGACCUACGAUGUUGCUCAGUAUAUAAAGUUUGAGAUACCAGUUCUUGACAGUUUUGUUGAAAAGUUAAAGGAAGAAGAGGAGAGGGAAAUUGUAAAACUGACAAAGAAAUACAGUGCCCUCAGGUCCAUGAUCUUGCAGCAGUUAGAAGACACUACAGAACGGACUGACCGGGACUCGUGAGUUAUGCUUGAAGGCCAAGAUGACAAUCUGAACUUGUGCAAACUCCUCUGUGGCUCCUAUUCCCUGUUGCCUGGCUUGUAUGAAGUGUAUCCAGACUACAGCAUUACAUUCCUUGAAGCAGACCCACUUUUUCCAUGACGUCAUUUUCAAAAUCACUAAAACGGUUUGAUUAAGAGGAAAUGAUUUGUCUGACUGUUCCGCCGUGGCCAGUAAUACUGCUCUUACUGGAAAUCCUGGGCAAAAUAUCGGAUCUCCAGGGAGUAAACCAUUCAACAGCUGCACACACUGCUACUGUAUGGUCUCCCAUCAGAUCACUUCAUAAAUAACUCUACAUUGUUCGAGCUUUCUGUCCCUACUGCCUGAGCCUUGGUUAGUUUGCUAUGAAGCGGACCAAGAGGUAUUCCAGUCACCUGCAGGCCUGUCUGUCACCUGUCUAAUUCCCUGCUGGACAGGCUGUGAGAGCCGGGCUGAAGACCAGGAGAUUCCAGUGAGCGAUAUCGCCUCACGUGUCUGGAUGAACAGUAGCCUGAGCUGCUCAGAGGCUGGCCACGCCACAAUCCUCUCAAGCAGUCAGGCUCUAGGAAUAGAAGCUUCUCUCGGAGCCUUUCUUUGUGUGCGUACUCGAGUCAGCACGUGAGGGAGCGAUGAGUGUCUGCUUUGGGAGAAACGUGUGGUGAAGUCUAAAGGCUCAAUGGAAGAGUCAUGAAAUAGUUCCAGAAUUGUUAGUCCUCCCACACAUUCCGCAAAUAAAGCUUUGAGUGUAUUUUGUGCACUUGUGACCAUCUUUCAGUCAACCUCUGCUGCAACAUUGCAGGACUCGGUCUGCUCUAGUCAUUACACUGAUAUCCGUCUGUCUCUGCUGUACUUUGUCUAAUUUAUGAUUGUUUCCAUCUUCUAAAUUUCUCAUUUGAAAGCCAUUUAAAGAAGCACUUGUUGUUAGAGAUACUGUAUACGGCAAAUGUAAGUGUUGCACUGCUGGCUGGGUAAGAGCACUGCACAUCUAAGUGUUUUGAAGCCAUAAAUUUUAGCAUCCUUUCUUUAAAGAAAAGAAACUAAAGAGUAUAAUGUGUAUAAUGUUUGCUUUUCUCUUUGACACUUUUAUUAUGCCCAUUGUUACGUAAUGGCUUUCUUUUUUGGGGAUCAGUAAUACUAACAGCCUUUGCUUGUGGCCUAAUACUGUCAGGCUCCACGAGAUUGUGGUGCAUUUUUUGAGUAUGAUCUGCUGUUGAUGUGUGCUUGUGAGUUUUGCAAUGUAACUGAAAAUAAAGUGCUAUUUGAAAGCAUCAUA